UUGUCAUUGAGACAAAAUAAACCACUCCCUCUCACCCCUAUCACCAAGCUCGACCAAGACCUCAAGAAAAGAAGAGGAAAAUCUCUCAAAACCACCUCCAUUGUUGCAGCACGAGCUCAAGAGAAAUUGGUCCAAGGAAGGAGGUUUGAGAAGGAAAAAGUUAGGAAAAGUGUGAAUAAUUAAGGAACUUGUGAAAGGUAUUUCAAGUGAUUUCACAAAGUUGGAAAAGUCGCCGGAGUUGUCGCCGGAGUUGACCAAAAGUCACCGGAGUUUCACCGGAGUUCAACCAAGAAGGGUAGAACUUCUUAACGCUAGUUCAAGGUUGAAGCUAGGGCUUGCUACCUGCACCUUUCUACGGGUGACAUCAAUCAAGGAAGACGUGAAAUGGAGGGCAGGCGAAUGCGGACCAGGAACAAUCCGAGGGGGCAGGCGCCGGUAACAUCCCAAAGGGGAAGCCGGGCUGCAUCUCGGGGUUCAAGAGGAGGCCGUGGAGGCCGUGGAAGCCGUGGAGGUCAUCAAGCUCAAACUGUGAGUGAUGGCCAUGUAAGCUCGGUGUAUGAAACCAACACCGAGGAUUAUGACUCUACGUAUGUUCCUGAGACAGAGCAUGAGGAGACCCCAUAUGAUGGGGGUGACACAUACACCGAUGAGGACAAUGAUGAAAGUGAUGCCCGCUUCGCCCAAAUGGGUGAAUUACUUGAGUGGUAUCAAAAGGAGAAACUGAGGAGAGACCUUAGGCGCCAAGCGAGGCGUGGCUCUCGUGGUGGUUCGGGUCAAGGGAGCCGGGGAGCUUCCGUGGCCACCCCAGCGGCGUCACAAGGUGGGCGUGAAGGAGGUUUUGUUGUGAGAAUCUCCAAGUACCUCAAGGAGGCUAGGGCCUUGGGGUGUAGGUCCUUUGACGGCACCGGUGACAUUACCGUUGCCGCCGAUUGGAUUAAGAAGGUGAAGGAUGCGUCAAGAGACAUGCAAAUCACACCGGACGUGAAGUUGACUGUCGCUUCACGGCUACUUGAAGGGAUAGCCUCUACGUGGUGGGAGAGCGUGGAAGGGAAGUACCAUGGGGAAAUAACAUGGGCGGACUUUGAGCUAGAGUUCUAUGCUCAAUACUACUCCGAGUACGAGGUGAAUGUGAAACGGAGAGAGUACACUAACCUCAAACAGAAAGAUGGCGGCACGGUUAAGC
Cuscuta epithymum is the source of this 1183-nucleotide messenger RNA. The record is from the annotation of a GenBank genome assembly. NCBI's taxonomy places the organism in Eukaryota, Viridiplantae, Streptophyta, Magnoliopsida, Solanales, Convolvulaceae.